Messenger RNA from Portunus trituberculatus (swimming crab), 3519 nucleotides. Its product is annotated as 60 kDa SS-A/Ro ribonucleoprotein-like. Gene Ontology annotation, molecular function: RNA binding. The transcript is spliced from 13 exons. The record is from RefSeq and is a predicted model, not a curated record. Bases 236 to 2029 code for a protein of 597 amino acids. Gene Ontology annotation, cellular component: ribonucleoprotein complex. Lineage: Eukaryota; Metazoa; Arthropoda; Malacostraca; Decapoda; Portunidae.
AAUUAACAUCUGAACAUGACAGCGAACUACAUGCUGCCGCGGAGGACCAGCGCACCGAGGACCGACAACCAUCAUCGUUACCAUCAGCUGCCAAAUGGAGGGAGUUGCCAGACGCUUUUCACCCAAAUAGUGCCGGUUCGCCGGGCCUAAGGAGGAACCACACCAUGAAAACAAAUCUCUUGUGUUGACAGCUGAGCAGUGGUUGUGGCAGUAAGGUGAGGAGCUGAAACUCAAGAUGGCAAAUCCGAACGAAGCUGAUGCAACUCUAGGGAGGCUCAAGAAGUUCCUGGUGACGGGCAACAACUCCUCUGAGUGUUAUGGAGUGCACAUAAUACGGGAUGUGGUCAACUGGUACCAAGGGUUUGAGCGCAGCCAACACAAAGGCCAGGGAAUGCAGUUACCCAAGACCACAGACCCUAUAGAGCUGCUGCUGGACUCCUCAGUAAUUCCCAAGAUGGUGGAGGAGGGCAAGGCCGACACCAUCAUCGAUACCCUCCGCUCCUACAACCAGCUUUCAUGUGUUGACAAGGAAGCUCUGGUACUGUGCCUGGCUGUGGCCUCCAAGCAGAGUGACCAGAAGAAGUUGGUGACAGAUUCCCACUCAGCUGUUCGGGAACUGUGUACCAACACCCACCUCUUCUUCCUCUUCAUACACUUCUCCAAGAUGAUCUCAAAAAAGUCAGGACACUCAGGGUGGGGACGAGGGCUGCGGCGGGCAGUGAGUGAAUGGUAUCUGAGCUGGGAGCCACAGCGUCUGGCUCUCGAGGUGACCCGCCACUCCAGCGCUCAUGGAUGGACUCACAGGGAUGUCAUCAGGCUGGCUCACCUCAAACUGAAGGACAUGCCGUUAGGGACUCAGGUGGUGUUGCAUUAUGUCUUCCUUGGCCUUGAGAAGACUAAGGACAAGUACACAGGACAAGAUAACACCUCUGAACUGCUGGAGCUGCUGCAGGCACUGGAUCGCCACCCACACUCCUCUGCCCCACAGGCUGGGGAGCCAACUUGGGACAAUGACCAAGUGAUCAGUAAGGCCGGCAAGGUGCAUGAUCAAUUUGGUGGCCUCAGCCUUCAUGAUGUGCCCUCCCAGAGUCUCAAGUCACAGGAGGUGUGGUCGCAUGUGCUGGAUAAGCUCGAGGCAGAGAGUGUUGUGGCCAGCGUGAACCGUCUGGCACGAGGCAACUUCCUCAAUCCCAGCAGUGAGCCUUGUCACGCCCUGCAGGCCAAGCUGGUAGACCGCCUGUCUCAGGAGGAUGUGGCAGCCUCAGCCACCACUCCAGCACAGGUCCUCAUGGCUCUGCAUGCCUAUGAACACCCCACCAGAUUCAUUGCAGUAGGUGCUGUGAAGGGUCAGGACAAACGAGCCAAGGGUGGUGCUGCCAAAGUGGCCCGACCCCCUGGAAAGGUGUCCUCCAGAAGAACCACCAAAACUAAUCCCAAAGUGGUGGAGGCUCUUCAUGCCCUGCUUGCUGCCAGUGCUACGAACAUUGAGAAGACAACCCGUAGGCUAGGAAUCUUUGUUGAUGUACGGGCCACCAUGGGCACCAGCCACGUAUGGACGGGCAACCCUGUAGGGAAGGGAGAGGUGACAGGAUAUGAGGGGGCUGCCGCCACAGUACUCUCGCUGGCUUCGGGGGGCACCAGUCCAGCAGCUACUGCUCUGGCAUUCUCUGGCACCACCUUCUCUGAACUGAAGCUUACUGAGGGAAUCACUCUUCCUCAGCUCAUUGAUAAGUUUAAAGAGACUGUAAUUGGGGAAGUGAACAUUGAGAGAGCACUGAAGUGGGCCCAGGAGCAGCAAGCAGAGACAGUGGUGGUGCUGACUCAUCGGCUGGAGCAGUCUGUCAUCACUGCCGCCACUGAGGGACUCCAGCGUCACAAUGAAACCAACAAGACACAGACCAGAUUGGUGUUGUGUGGCCUGUGCUCCAGACACCUGAGUGUCCCUCACACCAACAACCUGCUGGUGGUGUUGGGCUUCCAGCAGCGGACGCCCACUGUCAUCAGGGCCUUCCAUGAGCGCCACUUCUAGGUGGCCCUGCCUGCGCACUGCCCCAGCUGAUGCUGCUUCAGUAUCUGCAAGUGACAAUUGAUCUUGUUGACUAUUAUACUGUAUAUUACAACAUAGGAAGAUCAGCAACUGGGAUGCUUGUCCCUCCCUUCCUAGCAUAAUACCUAGUAAAGCAGUCCUCAGAGUGAGGCUGUUUUAUCUUGUUUCCAGGGAUACCAGGUUUAUCAGUAUAUAUAUAAGAAUAUUUCCUGCAAUAUAUUUUACUUGUUGUCCGAGUUAAAAUUAUACAGGUAUACAGUAGUACAUUUUAUAUACCAAUACAAUACUGUUUACUGUUUGUCUUCCUCAGUAAACAAAGAUGUCAUUGCAUCUGAGCCACAAAGUGAGUCUGUCCUCAGCGUGGCAGAUCAGAACAGUGGAGCAUCAUUCAGUGAGCCACUCCCAGCUACAAACUUGAGCUUUCAUGUUACUGUGCUAAUUGAAAAUAAUAUUUCAGAGGAAAUAUUUUUGGUGCCUUGACAAAAUUUCAUCCUCUAAGAAUUCCACAGCUUGAAGUUGUUUCAAAGUGAUGGGAAGGAAAGACACAAUGGUUAAGUCCAGAAUUUUUUAGACAAAAUUCCUGUAGGGAAGAAGCCAUGAUAUUUGCUUCACUCUGAGAACCAGAAGUGAUGAGAGUAAGUGUUUUGAUGUAGCACUAUUUCUUCUAAUCAUGCACUCUGAACAUUGCCACCUCUACAGGGUACCCUUACUUUGGUGACCCCUCCCUGUAAAGAUUGAUAGCAGUGUAUCACUAAUGCUAAGGAUGCCUGCACCUCGCCAGGGCCCGAACUAACGAAGGUAUCUAAGAGUCAAGAAUGCCUAGGUAGCACUUUUUGGUCAUGACUGCUUGGAAAUGGUUUGCAUUCUAGUGUACGAUGUGCUCCUGACCACAGGCAAAGUUAGGUUUUACUAGGUAGGCUUUACUUUGCAUUAUUAUUUUUAGUUUUUACCAUGGUAACUUAUUACUUUUGACUAUGUAUGAGGUGGCAGCUACAUUUUACUUUAUGUGAAAAUUUACUUUUAGUGUUGGCCGCUUUUAGAAUGGGUGUAUUUUCUUUGCCAGACAUCACUUAAGAUACAGAGGGAAGUGUGAGUUAGAUGGAAUCUAAUGUUGAUCCUCGGAGUAUGUCAGUGCACUGUGUCACGUCUCUGUGGAAAUGGUUUGCUCACUGUCUUCUCUGGUCUAUACCUACUUAGGUUUAACUUGCGUGAGGUUUUAGUGAAGCUUGUAUACUAGGCUGUAUUGUAUUCUUUUGCUAUUAUAUUUACAUUUUAGGAUCUGAGAUGCACUUCAACUUAGAAACUAAUCUUUUCAUAUUAUUUGGCAAUGACUUUUUUUUAUCUCAACCUGGAUCUUAUGAUUAAUUAAUGAUAUUUUAAUAAAAAAAAACUUGAUUUCUUGCAGAAUGUCACAUUUUUGCAACUCAUGAAGUAAACUAUCUGUAAGGUCAUUCAUAAAAUAAUAUUCUUGA